AUUCGUAUAAAUAUCUCCGGCCGGGCUGGAAUCGGUAUCAGUCGCACAUCAGCAGCCAAGCAUUAACGCACCCUGGGUCCACACCGAAAGAGGCAACAAAUUGAAAAUGUUUAAGAACAUCGCAUUGGUUGUCUGCCUGGCCACCGUCGUCGUGGCCGUUUCCGCUUUCGCCUACGAAGCCUAUCAUACGCAUCCCAAGUACGAAUACAAGUAUGGGGUGGAAGACACCCACACCGGUGAUAACAAGGAGCAGUGGGAGCAUCGAGAUGGGGAUGACGUGAAGGGAUCCUACUCGCUUCACGAACCAGACGGUACCUAUCGAGUGGUGGAGUACAAUUCCGAGAAGGACGGUGGCUUCCAGGCUCACGUGCAGCGCAACGGACACGCUCAGCAUCCGCCGGUCUAUGGUGACCAUCACGACGAACAUGGACACGGUGGGGAGAGCUAUGUUAAAAUUGAUCAGCAUUACUAGAAUAUGAUGGGGAUGGGGAGCCGAAGAAAUGCGUAAGCCGUUCGCUCAGGGUGUAUUAAC
Toxorhynchites rutilus septentrionalis is the source of this 532-nucleotide messenger RNA. Its product is annotated as cuticle protein 19-like. Lineage: Eukaryota; Metazoa; Arthropoda; Insecta; Diptera; Culicidae. The transcript has 2 exons. Gene Ontology annotation, cellular component: extracellular matrix. The coding region runs from base 107 to 472 and encodes 121 amino acids. The record is from RefSeq and is a predicted model, not a curated record.